AUGGUUUGUAUCAGGCGAGCAACGGUGGACGAUCUUCUCGCGAUGCAAGCUUGCAACCUAAUGUGCCAUCCCGAGAACUACCAGAUGAAGUACUACCUCUACCACAUCCUCUCUUGGCCUCAGCUUCUCUACGUCGCCGAGGACUACAACGGUCGCAUCGUUGGGUACGUCCUCGCCAAGAUGGAAGAGGAGAGCAACGAGUGCCACGGCCACAUCACUUCCCUCGCCCUUCUCCGCACCCAUCGCAAGCUCGGCCUCGCCACUAAGUUCAUGACCGCCGCUCAAGCCGCCAUGGAACAGGUUUACGGGGCAGAGUAUGUUUCAUUGCAUGUGAGGAGAAGUAACAGAGCAGCGUUCAAUCUGUACACGGAGACAUUAGGCUACCAGAUUAACGAUGUGGAAGCUAAGUAUUACGCUGAUGGAGAGGAUGCCUAUGACAUGCGAAAGAAUCUCAAGGGUAAGCAGAUUCAUCACCACGCAAGCCACGGCCAUCAUCAUCACCACCAUGGAGGUGGGUGUUGUUCAGGUGAUGCUAAAGUUGUUGAAACAACUCAAGCUGAAGAUGCUAAAGCAACAAGUUCCAAACAGAGCGUUGCUGCUCGUGUUAACAGCCACUCUUGCCGGAGACGGUGCUCUACGAGACGCUGCCCUUGCCGGUGA
Brassica oleracea var. oleracea is the source of this 660-nucleotide messenger RNA. RefSeq names its product N-alpha-acetyltransferase daf-31-like. Lineage: Eukaryota; Viridiplantae; Streptophyta; Magnoliopsida; Brassicales; Brassicaceae. Gene Ontology annotation, molecular function: protein-N-terminal-glutamate acetyltransferase activity; protein N-terminal-serine acetyltransferase activity. The record is from RefSeq and is a predicted model, not a curated record. Gene Ontology annotation, cellular component: NatA complex. The coding region runs from base 1 to 660 and encodes 219 amino acids. The transcript has a single exon. Gene Ontology annotation, biological process: N-terminal peptidyl-glutamic acid acetylation.